Erigeron canadensis is the source of this 1512-nucleotide messenger RNA. RefSeq names its product protein RETICULATA-RELATED 4, chloroplastic-like. The transcript is spliced from 8 exons. NCBI's taxonomy places the organism in Eukaryota, Viridiplantae, Streptophyta, Magnoliopsida, Asterales, Asteraceae. The record is from RefSeq and is a predicted model, not a curated record. Bases 189 to 1340 code for a protein of 383 amino acids.
UUCAAGUCAGUCAGCAGUCAUCUUCUCCUUCCCCUUCCAUUUUAACUUCCACAAACACCCUCUCUCCAUAUAUAUAUAUAUACACACACACAUAUAUACAUACACUUUCUCAUUACACACAUAUAUAUACAAAAUAUAUAAUUCAGACAGGAAGGAGGAGAGAGAAAGAAUAUCAUCAGCAUAAUCACAUGGCAGUGUGUAGCAUCCGAUCUUUCUCUCUCCAAUCACCCACCACCCAUCUCCAUCACCCCACCACCACAACCACCACCCGGAUCAACCUCAAUUUCAUCACCACCACUCAUAAACCAUCUCAUCAUCAUUACUCUUUUUCCCUUACCAACCGCUCUAACCGUCCUACCCCACCACUAACCAUCUCAUUUUCCGGCGGCGGCGGUGGCAGUGGUGGUCUUCACGGUGGUGGUGGAGAUGGAAGUGAUGAUAAUGGAGAAGAUGGUGAUGAUGAUGCUGAAGAGAAAAACAAAAGGGAAGCAAUGCUUGUGUUAGCUGAAGCUGGAAGGAGCUUAGAAAGUAUUCCUAAAGAUAUUGCAAAGUCAAUAAGUAAUGGAAAGAUUCCCGGGUCAAUUGUGACGAGGUAUUUGGAACUCGAAAAGUCAGCGGUGUUUCGAUGGUUGCUUCAGUUUGGUGGGUUUAAGGAAAGAUUGCUUGCUGAUGAUCUUUUCUUAACCAAAGUUGGUAUUGAAUGUGGUGUUGGCAUUUUUACUAAGAGUGCUGCAGAGUUGGAAAAGAGAAGGGAAAACUUCACUAAGGAGCUGGAUUUUGUUUGUGCUGAUGUGAUAAUGGCUAUAAUCGCAGAUUUUAUGCUCGUGUGGCUUCCUGCUCCUACGGUUUCUCUUAGAGGACCUGUUGCAGUUAAUGCUGGACUAAUUGCCAAGUACUUCUCUGGAUGCCCUGAUAAUGCAUUCCAGGUUGCUUUGGCUGGUACAUCCUAUUCAUUCUUGCAGAGAAUUGGGGCAAUAGUACGUAAUGGAGCGAAGCUCUUUGCAGUUGGGACUGGUGCAUCUCUUGUUGGGACGGGUGUAACAAAUGUCUUGAUUAAUGCAAGGAAGGCCAUUGAUAAAUCUUACGCUGUUGAAGCCGAGGACCUACCUGUAUUAUCCACUAGUGUGGCCUAUGGUGUCUAUAUGUCGGUUUCUAGUAACCUUAGGUACCAAGUACUGGCUGGGGUUAUUGAACAGCGAAUGUUAGAACCGUUGUUGCACCAACACAAGCUCGUUCUGAGUGCGAUAUGCUUUGCAGUCAGAACAGGCAACACAUUUCUUGGGUCACUAAUGUGGGUUGAUUAUGCACGUUGGAUUGGAAUCCAAAGGAGUCGGGAAUGAUCAAAGGAUGGUCACUGAUCUAUGCCGUUGCUUUCACUGAUAUGAUUCUGUACAUGUAUGCGAUGGUAGAUCGGAAUAAAGUGAUAAUUUGUCAUUUCAAUAGCUUCUCUACACUGGUGAUAAGUGUAAAUUUGCUUGUAGAGGUAUUUAUAUUAUUAUUUCGUCGGACAAA